AUGGACGGAGGAAGAGGAUGGACGACAGCGGAAGGAAGGACGGAUGGACGGAGGAAGAGGAUGGACGACAGCGGAAGGAAGGACGGAUGGACGGAGGAAGAGGAUGGACGACAGCGGGAAGGAAGGAAGGAAGGAAGGACGGACGGACGGAGGAAGAGGAUGGACGACAACGGGAAGGAAGGAAGGACAGACAAAGAGGAUGGACGACAGCGGGAAGGAAGGAAGGACAGACAAAGAGGAUGGACGACAGCGGGAAGGAAGGACGGACAAAGAGGAUGGACGACAGCGGGAAGGAAGGACGGACAAAGAGGAUGGACGACAGCGGGAAGGAAGGAAGGACAGACAAAGAGGAUGGACGACAGCGGGAAGGAAGGAAGGACAGACAAAGAGGAUGGACGACAGCGGGAAGGAAGGACGGACAAAGAGGAUGGACGACAGCGGGAAGGAAGGACGGACAAAGAGGAUGGACGACAGCGGGAAGGAAGGACGGACAAAGAGGAAGGACGACAGCGGGAAGGAAGGACGGACAAAGAGGAUGGACGACAGCGGGAAGGAAGGACGGACAAAGAGGAUGGACGACAGCGGGAAGGAAGGACGGACAAAGAGGAAGGACGACAACGGGAAGGAAGGACGGACAAAGAGGAUGGACGACAGCGGGAAGGAAGGACGGACAAAGAGGAUGGACGACAGCGGGAAGGAAGGACGGACAAAGAGGAUGGACGGACAAAGAGGAAGGACGACAGCGGGAAGGAAGGAAGGACGGACAAAGAGGAUGGACGACAGCGGGAAGGAAGGAAGGACGGACAAAGAGGAUGGACGUCAGCGGGAAGGAAGGACGAACGGAGGAAGAGGAUGGACGACAGCGGGAAGGAAGGACGAACGGAGGAAGAGGAUGGACGACAGCGGGAAGGAAGGACGGACGACAGCGGGAAGGACGAAUGGACAGAGGAAGAGGAUGGACGACAGCGGGAAGGAAGGAAGGACGGACGGACGGACGAAGAGGAUGACGACAGCGGGAAGGAAGGACGGACGAAGAGGAUGACGACAGCGGGAAGGAAGGAUGAAGAGGAUGACGACAGCGGGAAGGAAGGAUGA
Molecule: messenger RNA, 1095 nt
Organism: Rana temporaria (common frog)
Lineage: Eukaryota; Metazoa; Chordata; Amphibia; Anura; Ranidae
Product: cylicin-2-like
Exons: 1
Coding region: 1-1095 (364 amino acids)
Source: RefSeq, a predicted model, not a curated record